This is a messenger RNA of Ailuropoda melanoleuca (giant panda), 3092 nucleotides long. RefSeq names its product N-terminal asparagine amidase (gene NTAN1). Gene Ontology annotation, molecular function: protein-N-terminal asparagine amidohydrolase activity. The coding region runs from base 82 to 1014 and encodes 310 amino acids. Lineage: Eukaryota; Metazoa; Chordata; Mammalia; Carnivora; Ursidae. The record is from RefSeq and is a predicted model, not a curated record. Gene Ontology annotation, cellular component: nucleus. Gene Ontology annotation, biological process: ubiquitin-dependent protein catabolic process. The transcript is spliced from 13 exons.
GCCCGGGGGCGGGGGCCACGGGCGGCCCGGGGCUGGGGAGGCCGCCGCCUCCCUGGGCCUGCCGGGGCGGCCGCCUCCACGAUGCCGCUGCUCGUCGAGGGGCGGCGAGUGCGGCUGCCGCAGUCCGCCGGGGACCUCGUGCGAGCCCAUCCACGUCUGGAGGAAAGAGCCAGACUUCUCAGAGGUCAGUCUGUUCAACAAGUGGGACCCCAGGGCCUUCUGUAUGUUCAGCAAAGAGAGCUGGCAGUGACCUCCCCACAGGAUGGCUCCAUCUCCAUUCUGGGUUCUGAUGAUGCCACCACUUGUCACAUUGUGGUCCUGAGGCACACAGGUAACGGGGCCACCUGCUUGACCCACUGUGAUGGAACCGACACCAGAGCGGAGGUCCCCUUGAUCAUGAGCUCCAUCAGAUCCUUCUCUGAGCACGCUCAGUGUGGAAGGCUGGAGGUGCACCUCGUGGGCGGCUUCAGUGACGACAGGCAGUUGUCACAGAAGCUUACUCAUCAGCUUCUUAGUGAAUUUGACAGACAAGAGGAGGACAUUCACUUAGUGACAUUAUGUGUGACAGAAUUAAAUGACCGGGAAGAAAAUGAAAACCACUUUCCAAUAAUUUAUGGCAUCGCUGUCAACAUUAAGACCGCAGAGAUUUACAGAGCGUCCUUCCCAGAUCGGGGUCCAGAGGAGGAACUGCGUGCUGCCCGAGCUUUAACAGGAGGACCAAUGAUUAGUAUUUACGACGCAAAGACAGAACAAUUGCGCAUAGGGCCGUACUCCUGGAUGCCGUUUCCACAUGUGGAUUUCUGGCUGCAGCAGGAUGAUAAGCAAAUACUAGAGAACCUUUCCACUUCGCCUCUGGCCGAGCCACCCCACUUUGUGGAACAUAUUAGGUCUACCUUGAUGUUUUUAAAAAAACACCCGUCUCCCACCGGCGCACUGUUUCCUGGAAACAAGGCUCUGCUCUACAAAAAGAACGAAGGUGGCUUCUGGGAAAAGAUCUCUUCUCCAGGAAGCUAAACACAGGAUCACCAAAGACAGCAACUUGUUGGCCUGACCGAGACCGUGGGGGUUGCACGGAACACGCGUCAGACUCCAUCCGCUGAGGCCUAGGUCUCCUUCCUUACUGUCCUGCAAAUGACUUUCAAAAUAAAAUCUUAUUUUGGCAAAGGCAUUUGUUUAGGUUUACUUUCUGCCUCGCUGAAGCUGACCUCCAGCCUCCCCUUUCUGGUAUGAAGGGCACCGGAGGAGCCGCCUGCUCGUGAUUCUACAAGCAGCCAUUUCAGAUACGCGAGACCUGUAGGUUCCUGAAGUUGCCACCCUACAGCCAGACACGACGUCUGAGUGAUGAUCACGUAGAAACCGAACUCACUGCCAAGCCAACCCCGCUGUACGCGGCAACCUGACGAAACCGAGCACGGACCACAACACGGCACACCGGGCUGUCUCUCCCAUACGGCAGUACAGCGGAGACCCCUAAAGCAAGCUGUCUUAACGAAAAGUUCUAUGUAACCUCAUACAACGUCUUAUGUUUAGAAAGGACUGCAGGUGGAGUCGAAGCUACUGGCGACUUCCAAGAAUGUGAGACACAUGGGCCCAGGAGCCAUUUGGAGCGUCUCAAGGUCAGACACCGUCAAGAACAUGGCAAGGAAGGCCCAAGGCUCCAGUCCAUGAAGCACAGAGAGGCCAGGUCUGGAAGGCUCAUUCAUAACAGAGGUAGGGAGUCUCCCCCUCCUCCUGGAAGGAGACGGUCAACAGCCAUGGGGUAACCGUGCACUGAACAACGGAGGGCAGAGGCGUGUGCUCGGCCGGUGAGCUGGUUCCUGGGUCUUCGUGAUCUGUGACUCUCUGUACCGUCUGUCAGUUGUGCACCUGUACGUGUCCCCACCCCCCACAGUCACCUGCAAGCUGGCACAGGAAAUACAGGGACCCCUAUUUCACUGAGGGCAAGGGUGGCUGCGCGACCGCUGCGCUGGGCUUUUCUAAGCGCCCAAAACGUCUCAUUGAAUUUCCAUUAGACACAUACGCUGGGACCACACGUAUUCACCUUCAGUUGCUAAGCCGGCCCACACAGUGACCCACCCGGCGGGCUCUAUACGGCAGAGGAUGACCGCCAGCCGAGAGGCUGAUCCCGUACCUGACAACCCCUAUUCCAGGCCAGUUCGGGUCAUCGAUGUGCAGGAGACCUGCUGUUGCUGUCACCUCCUGCUUGAACUCCUCCCGUAGCUGCAGCGUGCAAGUCAGGACGGGCAGCCUACUCUGUACGCAGCUCACGAGCUGGUCCACAUCCUCCCCCCGAGUGCCUGAAACUGAAAAUGUCCCCAGACUGUUAGACAAAUGCAUAAGGAAUACGGUGAAAAACAGGGCAGGGCUCCCCUCCCCUUGUCAGGAGGUCAGCGGCUCCAGGGACAUCUGGUUUGCAGGAGCUGAAGCAUUAACAAAGGAAAAAAAAAGCCACUAAGCCCAUAUGGAAAAAUCAGGUGUUAUAAACUGACACCACCAGCUCCUGCGGUUGUAGACACAGCUCCCUCUUACACAGAAGACAGAAUGAGCCCCCUGAUGUCACACACCAUGAAACUCCAACAGAAAUCAGAUUCUUCUCACAGCACUCCGGAGGCUCAAGUUAUCAACAUCAUACCACAGGCUAAAAAGGACGAAGCAAGCACACGGCUCUCUCUCCACGUGAACAUCAUGGGGAGAGAGGGAUUCUGGGGGGGGGGGUGUGUGGGGAGGCAGGAGGGCAGGCUGACGACAGUAGCACCUAGGACAGCCUGAGAGCCCCCAGGGCUGCAGGGACCCAGCAUCACUACCCCGGCCGUGUGACUCAAAUGGGGCAAGGGAUCACACUAAGCCUCCGCACGUGCUGCCUCGGGUGUCCUCAGCUCACUCUGCCAGGGUGAGAGACUAAGCCUCUGGGGGGCCCACACAACAGGUGCAGAAAUCACUGGAACAUCGGGAGGCCACCAGUCAUCUUCAUGACGGGCUUUUCUUUGCAGGACAAAUGCCUACAUCCCCCUACUUUCAGGUCUUUGAACAAAUAUCUUACCAAAAAUGUUAAAAAUAUCUCAUUAAAAAAAAAAUCAAAGGUUUUCUGAAAA